Messenger RNA from Morus notabilis, 2156 nucleotides. RefSeq names its product galactan beta-1,4-galactosyltransferase GALS3. NCBI's taxonomy places the organism in Eukaryota, Viridiplantae, Streptophyta, Magnoliopsida, Rosales, Moraceae. The record is from RefSeq and is a predicted model, not a curated record. Bases 364 to 1938 code for a protein of 524 amino acids. The transcript has 2 exons.
CCUCUUUCCUCUUUUCUUCUUUUCCUUUUUCAUUUUUCUAGUACCAAACCAAGCACUAAUAAUACAGCCACAUGUGAUUAAUUGACAACCAAAAUACAAUUUCCUAUUCCGAGGACCGAAUCCACACUUUUGCCAACUAAAAAAAAAAAAAAAAAAAAACCAAAACAAAACAAAACAGAAGGACAGGGAAGAGAGGAGGAGGACCCCGUAAAAACGACAUAAAAAGAAGCAGAGAGAGAGAGCGAGAGAGAGAGAGAGAGAGAGAGAGAGAGAGAGAGAGAGAGAGAUCUUCUUUCUUUCUAGACAAUACUAUACCACCACCCCCCCCUUUUCUGCAACUUUCUCUCUCUAGAAACAGAAACAAUGGCGAAGGAGAGAGGAUCUGGAGGAGGAGGAGAGAAUAAGCUGUUAGUGAAAGUAGUAUGGAAAAGCUACGCAGCAGAACUUAAGCUUCUUCUAACAGCACUUCUCGUCCUCUGCUCUUUAGCCACUCUCCUUCAGUUCCUCCCUUCUCGCUUCCUCGCCAUUUCCACCUCCGAUCUCCGCUUCUGCAUCUCCAAAGCCAUCGCCCAGCAAAACGACGUCGUCCAGCAAAACGACGUCGUUUCCAACUCCUCCAUCUUCACCUCCUCCUCUUCCUCAUCACCAACUCCCUCACCACAACCAGUUUUGAAAGAUCCUGAAAAUGAACUACAAGAAGAAACGGUGCUCCCAAACGGCGUCGUAAAGCGGGCCUUCAACCCGUACGGCGCCGCAGCGUACAGCUUCAUAAUCAUGGGAGCUUACAGAGGCGGACCCAACACCUUCGCCAUUGUGGGAUUAGCUUCCAAGCCACUCCAUGUUUACGGUAGGCCGACAUAUGAAUGCAUGUGGGUCCCAUCUAACCACAGUCAGGAACCAAUCUCCGCCGACGGAUACAAGAUUCUCCCCGAUUGGGGCUACGGCCGGGUCUAUACUGUCGUUGUCGUCAACUGCACAUUCCCCGACCAUCCUCUAAUCAACGGCGAAAAUUCCGGCGGAAAACUUGUCCUGCGCGCCUCCACCUCCGGCGGUGGGGACCGCAACCUCAACGUCACCGACACCAUCGACGCGCUCGUGGAGAAGCCGGGGAGCGUGGACUUCACGCUCUUCACCUCGAAGCCCAAGUACAAAUACCUGUAUUGUGGAUCUUCUCUGUACGGGAAUUUAAGCCCGCAGAGAGUGAGGGAGUGGUUCGCUUACCAUGUCCGGCUUUUCGGGCCGGAAUCCCACUUCGUCAUCCACGACGCCGGUGGGGUCCACGAGGAGGUGAUGGAGGUGCUGAAGCCGUGGAUUGAGUUGGGGUACGUGACGCUUCAGGAUAUAAGGGAACAAGAGAGAUUUGAUGGGUAUUACCAUAAUCAGUUCAUGGUUGUGAAUGAUUGCUUGCAUAGGUACAAGUUCAUGGCAAAAUGGAUGUUCUUCUUUGAUGUUGAUGAGUUUAUUUAUGUGCCACGAAAGAAUACCAUUAAGUCUGUGCUUGAUUCUCUCUCCGAGUAUUCUCAGUUCACCAUUGAACAAAUGCCCAUGAGCUGUAAGCUCUGCCUUUCUGACGAUGCCGGAAAAACUUACAGGAAAUGGGGGUUUGAGAAGCUUGUAUAUAGAGACGUAAAGAGAGGUAUAAGGAGGGACCGCAAGUAUGUGGUGCAGCCGCGCAGCGUGUAUGCGGCAGGCGUUCACAUGUCGCAGAACCUGGCCGGCAAGACCACCCACAAGACGGAGGGCCGCAUCAUGUACUUCCACUACCAUGGCACCAUCGCGCAACGACGUGAGCCCUGCCGGAACCUCGGCAACUGGACGGAAACCACCUUCGAAAACAACCCGUAUGUCUUGGACACCACCAUGAGGAACAUUGCGGGCUUUGUCAAGAAGUUUGAGCUGAAAAUGAUUGGAUCUAGAUUACAAAAGACUCGUCAAUAAUGAUACCCAUGUUCUUUUAUUUUAUUUAUUUAUUUUUUCUUUUUCUAUGAUUAGAUUAAAGCCAUGUAGAAGAUAAUUCUUUUGGGGUUGGGAGAUAUAGGGAAGGUUCUUACUUGUAAUAUAGCCCUUUUUUUUCUUUUUCUUUUUUUUCCUUUUUUUCCGCUGAGUAUAGAUACAGGUGGUAGGUACAUUAUAUCACGCGAGAGCUUUUCCAUUCU